This is a messenger RNA of Entelurus aequoreus (snake pipefish), 2118 nucleotides long. Its product is annotated as zinc finger protein OZF-like. The record is from RefSeq and is a predicted model, not a curated record. Gene Ontology annotation, biological process: regulation of cytokine production; regulation of immune system process; negative regulation of transcription by RNA polymerase II. The coding region runs from base 63 to 1535 and encodes 490 amino acids. Lineage: Eukaryota; Metazoa; Chordata; Actinopteri; Syngnathiformes; Syngnathidae. The transcript has 2 exons.
UGUCGGAAGAAGAAAGAAACAUCUUCGAACAUCUCCCUGAGCAGCAGGAGUGGACCUCAACGAUGGAGCAGGAUGAGCCCCAACUUUUCUAUAUUAAAGAGGAAGAGGAGAUGCCCCCACAAAUAAAACAGGAAGCGCAGGAGCCAAAGCAACCCCACAUUAAAGAGGAGGAGGAGCCCCAUACUUGUUGCAUUAAGGAGGAAAAUGAGUCACAGCCCACUCCCACAUUACAGAGAAAGAUAAGUCAUAACUCCCCCCACAUUAAAGAGGAGUCUCAGCCACCCCACUUUAAAGAAGAGGAGGAGGAACACAGCAUCAGUCAGGAGGGAGAGCAUCUUGAAGGACUGGAGGAGGUUGAUGUCACCAAGAUGCCAGUGACUGGUGUGAUUGUGAAGAGUGAAGAUGAUGAGGUCAAAGGUGAAAGUGAGGAGAAGAGAGAGGUGGAGCUUCCAAGCAGCAGCUCAACUGAUGGAGACCACUGUGGAGGAUCACAAGCAGACAAGAUCUUAGCUCCACUAUCAGAUAGUGACGACACAACUUCACACUCUCCUGACACUGAUGAUGAAGACUCUAAAGCUGAUAAGACAUGUCACACUGACAACACGCGCUUUACAUGUUCUCACUGUGACAAAACGUUUAAUCAUCAAAGUUAUCUGAAAGUACACAUGAGAAGACACACUGGAGAAAUACCCUUUUCUUGUUCAAUCUGUGGGAAAGGUUUUACACAAAGACAGUGUUUGAAAAAACACACAAGAAUACACACUGGAGAAAAACCUUUUUUCUGUUCAAUCUGCGGUAAAGGUUUUGUACAAAGUCACGAUUUGAAGAGACACACGAGAACACACACUGGAGAAAAACCAUAUCCCUGUGCAAGCUGCAAAAAAAUAUUUUCUGACCGAUCAGCACUAGUUAAACACACAAGAACACACACUGGCGAAAAAACUGUUGCAUGCUCAGACUGCAACAAAAGCUUUUGUGGCCGAUCAAAUCUUGCAGCUCACAUGAGAAUACACACUGGAGAGAAACCUUUUUCCUGUUCAGUCUGUGGUAAAGAUUUUACUCAGAGGCAGCAUUUGAUAACACACACGAGAACACACACUGGAGAAAAACCUUUUUUCUGCUCAGAAUGUGGUAGAGAAUUUGGACAAAACAAAGUGCUGAAAGAACACAUGAAAAUACAUACCGGAGAAAAACCUUUUCCUUGUUCAGUCUGCGAUAAAGUUUUUGUACGGAGACAAUAUUUAAAAGUACACAUGAAAAUGCACACUGGAGAAAAAACGUUGUCUUGUUCAAUAUGCGGUAAAAGUUUUAAAGAUGCCAACUGUUUGAAAAUUCACAUGGAAAUGCACACUGGACAAAAACCUUUUACCUGUUCAAUCUGCUGUAAGCAUUUUAUGCGAAGACGUUAUGUAAAAAUUCACAUGAGAACUCACACAGGAGAGAAAGUGUUGAGUUGCAGUGUGUGUGAUGAAAGAUUCUCUUAUAAAUACCAGUGUAAGAAACACAAAUGUGCUGGUGAGAACAGCAGCAAAUGAAGCUUCAGGAUUUUAAAAACUGUUAAGACUUUGAUAACUUUGAGUCUGUAACAACAUCAGCACAUAUAAGGUGUGACAUCAUUGUCGUGUGGUAACACCAUCCAUGCAUCCAUUUUCUACAGCUUGUCCCUUUCAAACUUGUUAAUAUGCUUUUACCAUUUAUGGGUUAGAUAUUUUAAAUAGAUGCUUUUUAAGUCGAGUACAUGCAUUAAUAUACAACAUUGUGUACUUUGUUUUAAUUGAACAGCAUUUUGACCUAAAAGGUCUGAGUAAACAGUACAAAACCUAUGUGACAUACAAUAAUCAUGUUUUGUGUGUAUAGAUAUUCAUAAUUCACUUUUAUACUUAUGUACAGUGAUGAUUUACUGUAUAUAGAGUUUUGAAAUAAUAAAGUAUUAUAUAUUACAGCCCUUUGAGACACUUGUGACCCUUUGAGACACUUGUGAUUUAGGGCUAUAUAAAAAAACAUUGAUUGAUUGAUUGAUUUUCAUUUAUUUAUAUGAAUUACAUAUUUGUUUUACAUUUGUUCAUACCUUUGCCUUUGAGUACACAUAAAUCCCUUUUAGUUCAUAUUUAUUGGUUC